This is a messenger RNA of Rhopilema esculentum, 3170 nucleotides long. RefSeq names its product phosphatidate cytidylyltransferase, mitochondrial. Lineage: Eukaryota; Metazoa; Cnidaria; Scyphozoa; Rhizostomeae; Rhizostomatidae. Gene Ontology annotation, biological process: CDP-diacylglycerol biosynthetic process; cardiolipin biosynthetic process. Gene Ontology annotation, cellular component: mitochondrion. The record is from RefSeq and is a predicted model, not a curated record. Gene Ontology annotation, molecular function: phosphatidate cytidylyltransferase activity.
UUUCUGUACAACUACAACAACAAGAAAAACAGCACAUGCAGGAGAAAGAAGUUACAGGCUGGCUGGUAAAUAAUCUUAUAUCACUGUGUAAUUAAUAAAUUUCGGAGCAAAAAUGCAAGAUUUUCUUUCACACGCAAUAAGACAGUUCCCAGUUGGAAUCACAUCAGCGUUUGCAUACGGAAGCGGUGUCUUUCAGCAGAACAAUAACAAGCCUGCAAAAGAUAACAUGAUCGAUCUUAUAUUUAUUGUCGACAACCCAGCUCUGUGGCAUAAAAUGAAUUUAGAAAGACACCCUGAACAUUAUUCAUUCAUUAAAAAUUUUGGGCCUAAAUUUCUAGCAAAGAUGCAGACUGACUAUGGAGCCUCAGUUUACUUUAAUACGUUGGUUAAUUUUGAAGACAGGGUUAUCAAAUAUGGUGUAAUAGCUCAAGACAAUUUGAUAGAUGAUUUGAGAAACUGGAAAACCUUGUAUGUGAGUGGGAGACUUCAUAAGCCAGUUCUGAUAUCAGAAGAAUUCUUGACAGAGCCUUUAAAGUCAGAAUAUUAUGGCAAUCUUGCAAGUGCAGUAAAUGUAUCACUGCUUAUGCUACCUGAAAAGUUUCAUGAGAUUGAUCUCUAUAUGGCUAUAACUAGUUUAUCAUACACUGGAGACUUCCGAAUGACCUUUGGCGAAGACAAAUACAAAGUGAGCAAUAUUGUAGUGCCAAAUAGGAAAGAAUUUAGUUCGCUUUACAAACCCACUUUAAAUGAUUCAAAAAGUCUUCAAUUUAACAACUCUUUGUGGAUACAAGAUGUAAGUCCACAAGGCAGAUUGAGACUGCUCAAAUCCUUACCUUCAAAUUUGCAAGAAAAAUUUAGAUUGUUUGCAAAUAUAAAGACAUUUGAUGAGUCUGAUAGUAAUUGCAGAAUCUUAACUGAAGAUAGCAAACGAUGUGAAUUGCUAGUUAAAAAGUCAGUUGCAUCAAUUGUUAGAAGUUCUAGUAUUACACAGAGUAUAAAAGGUAUAUUGACAGCUGGAGUUAGUAAAUCCGUUCUAUACAGCUUAGCAAAAGUAAGGAAAAUGCUAAAGAGUAUUGUAAAAUGAUUUUAAAACAUUUUUACAUGCAUCAUUGAACAUAUUUGGUGUGAGUUUUUAAUCUGAAAAAUUUCAGAUUUUGUGAUGAGAAUUUAUCUGUAAAUAUUGGAAGAGUAGUUAAGUGGACCAUAAAUCAGUUUUCUGUUUCAUUGAAAAUAUAUGAACUGUAUAUUAAACGCAUAGUCCUUUUUCAUUUACACUUUUUUUUCUGAUUCAUCAAAGUCUUUCCAAACAUGUGGUUUUACUUGCUAAUGUAUUUUUCUUAAUUUGUUUAUUUGUCUAUAUAAGCAAUGACCCUGUAACAGUAAUUUUAACCAAAAACAUUCGGUUUCCAGUUUGAAAGCAAAAGACUUGGCUAGGACUUCAAGUUUCCCCUUUCUCAAUAUUCUCAUUUAUCUAACAGUGAGGCAUAUGCGCUAGACAUAAACAGCAAGUAUAUGCUCAAAUAUGGUUUGGAAGAUGGGCACCAAUACAGAGAAUCCCAAAGCAUUUUUUUCAAUUGUUUUAAAUUGUACAUAGGUUAAGGGUUUCCAUUUUGGCUGGUUGCAGCGAUAGAAUUACCAUUAUCCAACAAUACACUGGUUUUGUGUAAGUGUCCCAUAUGUUUCAGCAUCUAAUCAAAAUCAUUACAAAAAAGCAUUUAACUCAAGCAGUUUUAAAUAAAAAUAGCAAUUAACUCCAGCAAUUUUUAGAACCAAAAUCGCUUAACAUCUUUUCGGGAUAUCAAGCACAGACGGAAAUUGCAUUGAGGAAGAAGCUUGCUACCAGUGUCAUCAAAAUGAAAUUCAUGUUUUGGGGGAGCCCAUUGUAUUGCUUCCCAUUCAGUACACUGUUAUAAAGGAGGUAUGCUACAGUUUGGCAAUUAUUGGGGGCUCCAGCUCCCCAAUCCACUGCUUCCAACAGUCCUGCUUGCUACAACAAGCGGAUCAUUAUUUUCAUGUAAGCCAGUUUCAACCAAAUGAUUAUUUUGCUGAAGCAAUUAAUACUUUCAUGUAUCGGAAAGUGUAUGGUAAACCUAUAUGGCUUUAUCUUAUCUAAGCUUUCAAUGUGGGAUACCUGAUUGGGUUGGGUCUAUCAGGUGCUAAACAGACCAAUAUUGAGCAACAGACAGAUUCUGACCAUAUGAAAAGAUAAAUAAAGAGCUCUUGUGAAAAAAACAGGUUUGGCUUUAGAAAGAAAGGUUUCGUUUUAAAAAGAAGUAUUUGAUUUCAAAAAGUAUAAAUUGGUUGUGAAAAAAGUGAAUUGGUUUUGAAAAAAGGGAAUUGGUUUGCACUAGAAACAGGUUUUGCUGUAUAUUCAGUGAAAGGAAUCUUUAGCACAAACAAAGUAAGAAACCCAGGCCAGGGGAGUCUCUCAGACUUUUUCUAUAUGGGGAGGUUCAUCCGCAUUUAUAAAAAUUAACCUAAAAGUAUUGAAAACAAAUCAUACAGAACCAAAAUUUUUAAGCUAAAAAGUGUUGAUAAGGCCCAAAAAUUUCCAAAAUACAAAAUCUUGUUGUUGAGCACAUAAGAUACCACUAGACAUAGUGAUGAGGGCCUCCCAGGGGUUUUCGGGAACAGGGGAACAUGACCAAAAAUGGUACAGAAACACAGGAACAACUUAAAUUUUCCACUGGGAGCAUGGGGACAUUUUUACUAGCCUAAGGGAACAAGGAAAUACCUUUUAUUUUUCAACGGGAACACUGGAACAUUGAUUUCUUUCAAAGAGAAUACGAGAACAAGUACCCCCCCCCCAGGAGACCCUCUGUAAUAUAAAUUGUUUCCCAGAAUAGCACGUUCUUUUCUUUUUUUCUUUUUUUCCUGUUUUUGAUCCAUAUUUUGGGUCCAUUUUUGACCCAUAAGUAUCAAAAGAUAUAUUGUUAAAUCAGGUACCCAAAAGUAUCAGAUCACAAGGAAAAUUCUAAUCCCUUUAUUAUCGGAUAGACCUAAACCCAGGAGUGUAGUGCUAGGGGGCUCACAGGGGGGCUGAGCCCCCCUUGUUGAUGCCAAAAAUUGACAAUUUUCUACUUUUGCUAUUGCUUUUUGCAUCAUUUUGUGCAAGUGACCCCUUGUUAUUUUAAUGGCACUGCCUUGCCCCUGUAUAUAAAUAUUUUAAG